CCGGAGUGAGAGCACCUGAGACCUUUGUUUGGUGUUUGAUUUGGUAGGAUCCAUUUUUUCUAUAGAAAAAGAUAAUUCAUGUUUGGUGAGGCACUAAGACUUGGAAUGGCUGCUCAGGCCUUUCGGCCAAGUAACAAGAGCCAAAUAUUGAAAAGCCGGUGUAAGUAGCGUCUGACACCUGGCCAAAGAGAAGCAGUUCCUGCCAUCGCAUUGGAGAGGUCCUAAGGUAAAGCACUGCAGGAGAGAACCUUCUCUGGGAUUUGAAAUGGAGCCUUAGCUUCAGCUCUUUGCUAGAACUCCUGUAAGUGACUUCAACGCUCUGCUUGUUACCACUUGGAUCUGAUGGAAGACUGUAGAUUAGAAUAACUUUGAGGCACAGGGAGCACUGCACACAGAGAGGAGUCAUUCUUCAUAAGAGGAGAUAUAAUAAUCUGGUGUAAGCUAUGGAACACAGGAAAUGGGAGGGCUACAGCGUCCACAGAAGGAUCCUGGAUGAAGGGGAUGUGGAUGAGAUGGGAGAGAGGUCUGAGUUACCUCGGACACCUCUGUCUGAGAAGGUUAAAUCAUCAAUGAGGUGUUCUGCUCCCAGCUUGAAGAGAUGCCUGCUGCAGCGUAUUCCUCUCUUAUCAUGGCUGCCUUGUUACCCCAUCCGAGAAAAUGCCAUUGGUGACCUGAUCUCUGGGAUCAGUGUGGGGAUCAUGCAGCUGCCACAGGGUAUGGCCUAUGCCUUGCUGGCAUCUGUUCCUCCAGUCUUUGGCCUUUACUCCUCCUUCUACCCCGUCCUCAUCUACUUCGUCUUCGGCACAUCCAAGCACAUCUCAAUAGGGACAUUUGCAGUGUUAAGUGUGAUGAUAGGAGGAGUGACGGAUCGAUUAGCCCCGGAUUCAGACUUUAUGAUAUGGGACAAUGUGACAAACUCCAGCAUAGUUGACAUCAUGUCCCGGGAUGCAGCGAGGGUCCGAGUGGCUGUAGCUGUCACCUUCCUAACUGGACUAUUUCAGAUUUUGCUCGGUCUGGUCCAGUUUGGUUUUGUGGUGACGUACCUAUCUGAGCCUCUGGUACGAGGUUACACAACUGGAGCCGCCAUCCACGUCAUUGUGUCCCAGCUCAAAUACACUUUCGGCAUCAGCCCUGUGAGAUACAGCGGACCCUUGUCAUUGAUAUAUACGAUGCUAGAGUUGUGUUAUCUCAUUCCACAAACAAACAUUGGUACUUUGGUGGUUAGUGCUGUCACCAUAGUCUGCCUUAUUCUUGCUAAGGAGCUCAAUGCAUACUUGAGUAAAAAACUACCUGUUCCUAUACCUGUGGAGCUGCUCGCUGUCGUUAUUGGUACAGUCAUCUCCUGGCAAGUGAACUUGGAGGAGAAAUAUGGAGUGGAUGUGGUGGGACUCAUUCCCUCAGGUCUCCAGCCACCUGUUUUUCCAGACGUCUCUCUGUUUGCUCAGGUGAUAGGGGACGCCUUCGCUCUGUCUGUGGUUGGCUACGGCAUUGCCAUCUCACUGGGACGAAUUUUCGCCCUAAAAUAUGGAUACAAGGUGGACAGCAAUCAGGAACUAAUGGCCCUGGGUCUGAGUAACUCUUUUGGAGCAAUUUUCCAGUGUUUCGCAAUCAGCUGCUCCAUGUCUCGCAGUAUGGUUCAAGAGAGCACGGGAGGGAAAUCUCAGGUUGGUGGAGGCUUGCCCUAAUAAACUGUUUCAUAUUUGACUUUGUAGGCAGUGCUGGCUGCCAUUAUCUAUGUCAACCUCAAUGGCAUGGUGAAGCAAUUCCUGGACAUCCCUGUAUUGUGGAGAAAAAACAAAGUUGAUUCGAUAAUCUGGAUGGCCACCUUCAUCCUCACUGUUUUGUUGAACCCUGACGUGGGUCUAGCUGCUUCCAUCGGCUUCUCCAUGCUCACCGUCAUCUUCAGGACACAGCUACCUAAAUAUUCUCUGCUGGGGCAGGUCCCUGGCACUGACAUAUACAGGCCACUGGAGGAAUACAAUCAGGUGAGGCAGGUGCCAAAGAUUUUGAUCUUCCGUUCCUCUGCUACACUCUACUUCGCCAAUGCUGAGAUGUAUGAAGAUGCCCUGGGGAAGAAGUCUGGCAUUGAUAUUGCCAAGAUCCUGUCAGCAAAGAAGAAACUGGAGGCCAAAAAGAAGAGGAUUGAGGAGGACAAUGCCAAGAGAGCCAAGAAGAAUGGCGUAAAUAUGGAGCCAGGGCAGAAAGACAUUGCUGUCAUUGAGACAGACAUUGCACUCGAGCCGUCAUACCCACAAGCCAUCAUUCUUGACCUCAGCCCCGUCAACUUCCUGGAUACUGUUGGAAUCAAGGCGCUACGAAAUAUCCAGAAAGACUACAGCCAAAUUGGUAUAGAUGUGGUUCUUGCUGGCUGCCAAACUGGUGUGGUGGACAACCUGCAGACUGGAGAUUUCUUCAAAGACGAUGUGACAAAGUCCUGUCUGUUCUCCAACAUCCAUGACGCCGUUUUGUACUGUCAGUCGACCAGAAUGAGAGAUGAGAACAUAAUGACACAGUUCUGAGUCCUGGGAGGAAAGAUGGAGGACAGUAUCAGCAAUGACACUGAUUGUAUCCUCUGAGCUUCAGAUAACUGGGACUUCUGUUUGUCACAAGCACAGACACGCAAAUCUGCAUACCUGCACACACACAUGCAGGCAGGCACGUACGCUGGCACACACACACACACACACACACACACACACACACACACACACACACAGAUACACACACACACACACACACAUGCGCUGUAGCUAUGUGGGCAAAGCCACAUAGUGGCAGUUAAUGACUGAAGAAUACACAUGUGAAGUCACACAGCAAUUUUCCAGUCUAGAGGAAGGUACAAAUCAAAGCAGUACCACAAACACUUUUGUAGAUAAAGUAUAUUAAUACAUAUUGAUAUUCUUCUGUGCCUUGUUGGCCAGCUUUUUGAAAUGAUUUUAUUACAUUGUCAUUUUAUUAUGUGUAUUAAUCAUUUAUUUAUGAAAAUCUACUGAAAGCAUUGGGGAGAUGCAUACUCUGUUUAUACCUGAAUCAGGCAAUACUACCUUUUUUGUAAAAUGCUAUUUCAUAAUGACUUGCUUGCUUUUCUCAUUUCUUAACUUUUCCUGGAACUUCAUGACUGUGGGAAACCAGAUAUGAAAACAUUUUUAAACUACUUAUUGGGGACCUUUGACCCUUGGUGACUUUGCUUGUAAGAUUGUGAUAAUGCUGAAAUAAAACAUUUAUUGGGACUAUAGACUGUAUAAAGAUGGACGAUGUGGGUGCAUCCAUCUUGCACUAUUGAUGUCAUGUGGAACCUGAGUCUGCCUAGUAGUGAUCAUGGUGGUACUGAUUUCCCACAGACAUAGGGGCUCGACUCUUUCUAUGGUAACUAACUGAAACACUUGAACAAGCCUCACUGUGAUAGCAAAAUGACAAACAUUUUUGAUUUUGGUCCAUGUUCCAUCCACGGACAUAGAGAAUGCAGGAUUCAUGACAGUCUCUAUUGAUCAAAACCAGGGAACUGCAUCCACACUAUGUAAAAUAGACUUAACUUAAAAAUGCUUGUUGACAGAUCACAGAGUGAGCCUCACAACAAGGGUAAUACACACUAGAGCUAUUUUAUAUUUGUACCAAAGAAGGUUUCACACAAGAUAAACUCAUACUUGAAAAUUUAAAUCUCAAGGCUAGAUCUGAAAUUACACAGGAAAUAUUUUCAUAACCUGAUGACGUGGCCUGUUGCCUCAUGACGGUUGUCUGCCUCCACCUGUUGACAGUGUGUGAGACAUGGGUUUCACUGAUGAGAAACAUAUGACCACACUGAACACUCAAGAGUAUCCCAGUUUGAUCCUUCCGGAAGUUGCGCAUGAUAUGAAACACAUCAGUGGAAAGGGAAAAAAAAGUGGGUUUUCCUUCUUUUGACGGUGAAAUGCCUGAGUCGAUGUUCGUCAGCCAUCUGGUUCAUAUUUCACGCCCCUCAAGCCCUAUGGCCAUUAAAAUACCAGACCAUCCCAGAGAGUAAACACCUCAAAUUAUCCACUAUUGUUUUUCCCUCUGUUGAUGACGCAUGGGUUUUUAUUUGGUUCUACUUUAUAUACAAAUGUAUUUGUGAAUCAAGGUGUUCCCUCAUAUUUUACCAAUCAUUCCAAUUUUAAGGCAAAUUGAAAUCGUCUGGGGCUGUAAAAUAGGGAGAGUUUCAGCUAUGAAUUAGGAAACCACCAAAACAUCUUUAGAGGAUAUACUGAGGUCAGGACCAUUGACCGUGACGGACCAUGUUGAGGAAUAAAGUCCUCAACAAAAAAUAAAAAUAAUGAAACCCAUUACUCCUACGAUAGGAUAGUGAAUUAUUUUUUCAUCUAAAUUAGCUUUAGCUCAUGUCUAUAGUCACAUAGGACUCAGAGAUGCCACAAAAUGCAUUUUUGAACUUUACAUGACAUUAC
This is a messenger RNA of Paralichthys olivaceus (Japanese flounder), 4418 nucleotides long. Lineage: Eukaryota; Metazoa; Chordata; Actinopteri; Pleuronectiformes; Paralichthyidae. The record is from RefSeq and is a predicted model, not a curated record.